GUCGUGUGGACCGUCACAUUCGGCAAGCAAAACGUGGAGAGGCAUAGGGAAACGAUUCUAAGGCCCCGCACGGGAUCGCAGUCGGAACGCAGCAAAAUUUAUCCAGUCAAGAGGCGUCGUGCAGUCAAUUUAGCUAAAGAAGACAAAGCUCAAGCGGAUGACACUGACCAAUGACAGCGACGCAGAAGCAAUUUAACAUAGCAAACAUUUCUGGUAAGAAAUUUAAAAAAGGGGGCGAACAACAGAAACGAAGAGAAAGGCGACAAAAUCUGGCUUACGAGGCCAACUAGACCAGAACAACCGGCGUCAUCUUCAUCUUGGACACCAACGCGCCAAAACGAUGCCGUUUCCCCGCUUUGCUCUCGUUUCUGCCAGAAUCAGCGACUACUGUACCGACGUCGUGCUUCUAAUGUGACUUGGGUUUUCUUUUUGUUGAACGGUAACGGUUUUUCCGAAUGGAUCCGUCGCCGAUGACCUUGGGACCAGCCAUGGACAUGCCAAUCAUGCACGACAGCGACCGGUACGAUUUCGUCCGAGAUAUUGGGUCCGGGAAUUUCGGGGUGGCUAGGCUGAUGAGAGACAAACUAACUAAAGAGCUUGUUGCCGUGAAGUAUAUCGAACGCGGGGAUAAGAUAGAUGAAAAUGUGAAGAGGGAAAUCAUUAAUCACAGGUCCUUGAGACACCUUAAUAUUGUUAGGUUCAAGGAGGUCAUUUUAACGCCUACUCAUCUAGCCAUUGUUAUGGAAUAUGCAUCUGGAGGAGAACUCUUUGAGCGAAUCUGCAGUGCUGGGCGCUUUCCUGAGGAUGAGGCUCGUUUCUUCUUUCAACAACUCAUUUCUGGGGUCAGCUAUUGCCAUGCGAUGCAAGUAUGUCAUCGGGACCUGAAGCUGGAAAACACAUUAUUAGAUGGAAGCCCAGCACCUCGUUUGAAAAUAUGUGAUUUUGGUUACUCCAAGUCAUCAGUGCUUCAUUCACAACCAAAGUCGACUGUGGGAACUCCUGCAUAUAUUGCUCCAGAAGUAUUGCUGAGGCAAGAGUAUGAUGGCAAGAUUGCAGAUGUCUGGUCAUGUGGAGUGACCUUAUAUGUGAUGCUAGUGGGAUCAUAUCCUUUUGAAGAUCCUCAUGAACCAAAGGAUUUUCGAAAGACUAUACAGAGAGUUUUGAGUGUCCAGUAUUCCAUUCCAGACAUCGUCCAAAUAUCACCUGAAUGUCGUGAUCUUAUCUCUAGGAUAUUUGUUUUUGAUCCUGCAGAGAGAAUUACCAUUCCUGAAAUCUUGAACCACGAAUGGUUUCUGAAGAAUCUCCCCGCAGACAUAAUGGAUGAGAAGAUACUGGGUAACCAAUUUGAAGAGCUAGACCAACCAAUGCAGAGCAUUGAUGUGAUUAUGCAGAUAAUUUCAGAAGCUACUAUACCAGCGGCUGGGACCUGUUCUUUGGAUCAGUUUAUGGCAGAUAUUGACGGAGAUGAUGGCAUGGAUGAACUAGAUUCGGACUCUGAGCUUGAUAUUGACAGCAGCGGGGAAAUAGUGUAUGCCAUUUGAUUUUAAUGCACCUGGAUCUAAAAAGGGAGAGUAUCAAUGAUGGCAUGGUAUGUUGUGCUCGCGGCCGUGUCAGCGUCAGGAAUGAAAUGUGUGAUGGAAGCAUUUUCUCAUAGAGUAGAAUGAUUAAUACACACAGGAAUACUGAAUGUUUGUAUGCAUCUUAUUGUUGGCGAUGUGGACGUUAAUUAUCAAUGUCACUUGGAAGAGUAACUUGUUGCUCAGGGGUAGAAGAGUUGGGGGUUAGAGGAAGCAAUGGUAUCACCCUCGUAUCUCCCAUUUCCGUGGAAUACUUGGGUCAUAUGCUACUAUUUAUGUAUCUGUACUCCUAUGCCCUGCUUGUAAAAAAUUCCCAUCGAGUUUUAGUAUAUUCUUCAUUGCUGUUGUA
Prosopis cineraria is the source of this 1926-nucleotide messenger RNA. Its product is annotated as serine/threonine-protein kinase SRK2I-like. The coding region runs from base 456 to 1541 and encodes 361 amino acids. Lineage: Eukaryota; Viridiplantae; Streptophyta; Magnoliopsida; Fabales; Fabaceae. Gene Ontology annotation, cellular component: nucleus. The transcript has 10 exons. The record is from RefSeq and is a predicted model, not a curated record. Gene Ontology annotation, molecular function: protein serine/threonine kinase activity; ATP binding. Gene Ontology annotation, biological process: protein phosphorylation; intracellular signal transduction.